This is a messenger RNA of Cyclocybe aegerita, 999 nucleotides long. The record is from the annotation of a GenBank genome assembly. Lineage: Eukaryota; Fungi; Basidiomycota; Agaricomycetes; Agaricales; Hemipholiotaceae.
AUGUAUCACAACAACUCCAUCCGUAUCCUCGCGGGGAACAGUCACCCCGAGCUCGCCCAGGCCGUGGCCGAGCGGCUCAAUGUACCCCUCGUGCCUGUUACCGUCAAGAAGUUCUCCAACGGCGAGACGAACGUGAAGAUCUCCGAGUCCGUGCGAGACGAGGACGUGUUCAUCAUCCAGUCCGGCUGCGACGAUGCCAACGACAAUCUCAUGGAGCUCCUCAUCCUCAUCUCCGCGUGCAAGACUGCCUCGGCGAGGAGGAUCACUGCCGUCAUCCCCUGCUUCCCGUACGCGAGGAACGACAAGAAGGACAAGAGCCGUGCCCCGAUUACGGCGAAGCUCGUGGCGAACAUGCUCGUCGUGGCCGGCUGCGACCACGUCAUUACGAUGGACCUCCACGCGAGCCAGAUCCAAGGCUUCUUUGAUAUUCCGGUCGACAACCUCUGGUCGGAGCCGCUCAUGCUUGGGUACAUCAAGCGGCGGAUCCCUGGCUGGGAAAAUGGCAUCGUCGUCAGUCCGGACGCUGGUGGCGCCAAACGUGUCACUGCCAUUGCGGACAAGCUCAACGUCGAGUUCGCCCUUAUCCAUCGGAAACGGGACGGCAAGUCCUUGACGGCUCCUGAGCGGAUGGAGAUCCUUGUCGGUGAUGUGAAGGACAAGGUUGCAAUCCUCGUCGAUGACAUGAUUGAUACUGGCUCCACCCUUACCCUUGCAGCCCGCACGCUGCACGAGAAGGGUGCAAAAUCCGUCCACGCCCUGAUUUCCCAUGGGCUUCUAUCGGAAACGAACCUCGCUUCGAUAGAUGAACUUCCUAUCGAGCGCUUGGUGGUCACGAACACCAUCCCACAAAAGCAGCACCAGGCCCUGUGCAAGAAGCUGGUCACGAUCGACGUCAGCCCGACCAUCGCCGAGAGCAUUCGACGCACGCACAAUGGCGAGAGCAUCAGCCUCUUGUUCGGCGAGUGGGCGGAACAGAAUGGCGUCGAAGUCCUCUACUGA